Messenger RNA from Ramularia collo-cygni, 651 nucleotides. Its product is annotated as related to integral membrane protein, Mpv17/PMP22 family. The record is from RefSeq and is a predicted model, not a curated record. Bases 1 to 651 code for a protein of 216 amino acids. The transcript has 4 exons. Lineage: Eukaryota; Fungi; Ascomycota; Dothideomycetes; Mycosphaerellales; Mycosphaerellaceae. Gene Ontology annotation, cellular component: membrane; cytoplasm.
AUGGGGAUCUUCGAAGCAACCGUUCAGUCGGCUUUGAUGUCCAUACUAUCCAAUGUCUCGGCCCAGACGAUCACAUGCUGGACAAACAAUAGUCCAUUGUCGCUGAACGUGGUCAAACUUCUGCAAUUCGUCUUGUUCUCUGUUCUUUCCACUCCACCCAACUAUCUGUGGCAAUGCUUUCUCGAGGCUCAAUAUCCCGCGUACGCGUCAGAAUUGCCGCACAAGGAAAAGGAAGCGUUCGUCGAUGAUGCAGUCUCGGGCAAAAGCACCAGCGUUGAUGAUUCGCUUCGGAAACGAGUGCAAAGCAAAACGUUGACGGAGAAGUCCCUCGACGAAGCAAGCGAGAAGCCUGCGAAGCAGCUCAGCAUAAAGAACACUGCGGUCAAGUUCACACUUGAUCAGACGAUAGGAGCUGCUGCAAAUACUGUACUUUUCAUCGCUGGUAUUGCACUGUUACGAGGACAGUCAGUGUCCUCCGCCUUUCAGGAUGUCCAAGAGCAGUUCUGGCCCAUGACAUUCGCUGGGCAGAAGCUGUGGCCUGCGGUGAGCAUUCUGAGCUUCACUGUCGUCCCGUUCGAGUAUCGCAUGCUGUUUGGGAGCGUUGCCGGACUUUUCUGGGGAAUAUACUUGAGCCUGGUAGCUGGUGGCUAA